UGGAGAAGCAUCUGGAAGGUGCCGCUUCUGGAGAUUUCAAUGUCAUGUUAUGUAAAGCCCCUCUCCAGCAAAUUCGCUUGUGAAACAGCAAGUUUAUUUGGAUAAGCCUUCAUCGUUUUCCAUUGCGAGAGUGGAAAUGGCGACCUAUCAGAUGGGCAUGGCUUCAGGGCUUUCGCUGGGGUCAUGUGAGGGCCUCAGGCCAGCUCUUUUAGCCCGCGGACGGCCUCUGUGUGUUCCUGUCAAGCGGUUCCUUACGGUGAGAGCAGCGACCGCUGUGGGUCCAAAGUUCUCUACGCUUAAGCCCCUAGGUGACCGUGUGCUUGUUAAAAUUAAGGAAGCGCCAGAGAAAACAGAGGGGGGAAUAUUGCUUCCUUCCUUGUCGCAGAAUAAGCCUCAUGGGGGAGAGGUAGUCGCUGUGGGCGACGGCAAAGCCGCUGGUAAAGAAAAGCUUCAACUUUCAGUUCAGCCCGGUGCCAAAGUUGUCUACUCAAAGUAUGCAGGAACAGAGAUUGAUUUUCAUGGAGUAAAUCACCUCCUUGUAAAAGAAGAUGACAUCACUGGAAUUCUGGAAACUGAUGAUAUUAAGGACUUGAAGCCAUUGUAUGAUCAAAUUUUAAUCAAGGUCCAAGAGGCAGAGGAGAAAACAGUUGGUGGUGUGCUGCUUACUCAAAGUGCUAAGGAGAAGCCUUCAAUAGGAACGGUUGUCGCUGUGGGACCUGGCGCUUAUGAUGAAGAGGGAAAGAGAAAACCAAUGCCAGUAGCUCCUGGGAACACUGUUCUCUACUCAAAAUUUGCUGGGAAUGACUUCAAAAGUGCUGAUGGUUCUGAAUAUGUGACUUUGAGGGUCUCUGAUGCUCUGGCUGUACUCUCUUAGCCUUCUGAAAUUCAAUUUUGAAUAAUUUUGUGAUUGCGGGAUUAGAUCAAAUUUAUAUGUAGUGAAUGUGAGGAUUAAAUUAGUACGAGUGCUCUGGUAAGGCACUUUUCAGUUAAGUGCGCAAGAAGCUCAAAGCACAUGCUGAAAUUUAAUGUAUAUUGAUGUCUGAUUGUUUUAAGCUUUCGAUGAAGGGAAUGGAAUUAGGUUUUUGAGGUACAA
Messenger RNA from Cryptomeria japonica (Japanese cedar), 1093 nucleotides. Its product is annotated as 20 kDa chaperonin, chloroplastic. NCBI's taxonomy places the organism in Eukaryota, Viridiplantae, Streptophyta, Pinopsida, Cupressales, Cupressaceae. The transcript is spliced from 4 exons. Gene Ontology annotation, biological process: positive regulation of superoxide dismutase activity. The coding region runs from base 137 to 874 and encodes 245 amino acids. Gene Ontology annotation, molecular function: ATP binding; transition metal ion binding; protein-folding chaperone binding. The record is from RefSeq and is a predicted model, not a curated record. Gene Ontology annotation, cellular component: mitochondrial matrix; chloroplast.